CGUGGUUCCGGGUUCCUGCUUGGGCUCCUGGCGCUGGGCGCGGGGAUUCCUAGGCUGGAGGGCGCGACGAUCGCCCCCGAAGCUCGCAGGAAGCCUCUUUCCCUGUGGCUUCGGUCAUUUGCAGCCGCCUUGAACCCCCCAGCGUUCCCGGCAAGGGGAACCCUGUGGAGCCGAGAUGACUCACUCUUUGGUUUGUGCGGAAACCGUGAGCAGGGUCAGCUCGGUGCUCAAUCGCAACACGCGGCAGUUUGGGAAAAAGCACCUGUUCGAUCAGGACGAGGAGACCUGUUGGAAUUCGGACCAGGGCCCCUCCCAGUGGGUGAUGCUUGAGUUCCCCCAGCGUGUCCGCAUCUCCCAGCUGCAGAUCCAGUACCAAGGGGGCUUCUCGAGUCGCCGGGGCCGCCUGGAAGUUUCGCAGGGGACUGAGGCGCUCCGUAAGAUCGCAGAUUUCUACCCCGAGGACAACAACUCCCUUCAGACCUUCCCCGUACCAGCCACCGAGGUGGACCAGCUGAAGGUGACGUUUGAGGACACCACCGACUUUUUUGGCCGUGUGGUCAUCUACCACCUGCAGGUGCUAGGGGAGAAGGUAUGAGGCUUCUGGGCCAGCCGCCGCCCCCAGGAAGCCCUCGGGGAAUCACAGUGAGCCCACGAAGUUCUACACAAGAAGGUUUAUUGGUUCUUCUCCGGAAGCAUCCCAUGCCCCCCAGGUCUGUCCUGAGCGUCUUCCCGCUGUCGGGAAGUGGGAGCCGCCCUUGAACCCAGUUCCGAGUCCUCCCGGCUCCGGGUCAACCCUUUGGUUCCCUGAGUAGCUGAGUCCCCAGCAGGUGGCCGUCACUCGGGGUCGGCGGGCACAAGGCUGCCCUGGAACAGUUUGAGGAUGUGGUUCUCGAUCGCCUGUUGCACUGGAGACGGGACAGGCGGGCGGCAGGUGUGAGCUCGGGCCCCACCACCCCGUGUCCUUCCCUCGGGGUCUCCGGGCCCUGAGACCUGGACGGAGGACCCCCUUUAUCAGUCAGGAGCAGACGGUGGGGGGGUGGGGGGGUGGGGGCCCCUCCCUCCCCUUCCUGAGCACCACCGGGAAGACUGAGAUUUUGUAAAACUUUUGUAAAGAUUUAUAAAAAUGCCGUUUUUGAGGCUUUUUAGAGUUGUAAGAAAACAUCUCUUAUCGGA
Choloepus didactylus (southern two-toed sloth) is the source of this 1173-nucleotide messenger RNA. RefSeq names its product nuclear receptor 2C2 associated protein (gene NR2C2AP). Lineage: Eukaryota; Metazoa; Chordata; Mammalia; Pilosa; Megalonychidae. The record is from RefSeq and is a predicted model, not a curated record. The transcript is spliced from 5 exons. Bases 176 to 595 code for a protein of 139 amino acids.